Ailuropoda melanoleuca (giant panda) is the source of this 3626-nucleotide messenger RNA. RefSeq names its product zinc finger protein 662 (gene ZNF662). Gene Ontology annotation, biological process: regulation of transcription by RNA polymerase II. Gene Ontology annotation, molecular function: RNA polymerase II cis-regulatory region sequence-specific DNA binding; DNA-binding transcription activator activity, RNA polymerase II-specific. NCBI's taxonomy places the organism in Eukaryota, Metazoa, Chordata, Mammalia, Carnivora, Ursidae. Gene Ontology annotation, cellular component: nucleus; chromatin; PcG protein complex. The transcript has 5 exons. Bases 2326 to 3609 code for a protein of 427 amino acids. The record is from RefSeq and is a predicted model, not a curated record.
GGAUGUUAGGUAAGCCAUUUCCUCCCUUUCUCCAACUGAAAACCUGGUUCAACAUUUAUUCAUUCCUUUAUUGAACAAGUAUUCCUUGGCACCUAAAGAAACCAGGCCGUAAGAGGUGCUAGGCGUUGGGUGGAGAUUAGAGGCACAAAGAUGAUCUGGGCCCUUAGCUGCUCUCUGGGAAUGGAGAGCCCAGUAAAGGGAUGGAGAUCUCUGAGCAGGCGUGGUCAAGAGGAGUAUGUGCUAUUUCGUACCAGCAUCCAUCCGUGCAGUGCCGGGCAGUAGAGAAGAAGGGAGGUCAGUAGGAAGAAGAGGGCUGGAAAAGGAUUCCCAGAGGGAGCCUUCUCCCUAACCGCCCGCUCCCCCGCAUUCGCACGGCGGCGCCCCGAGGCCAUCAGUGUCUCUGGGAGAGCCGGCCGCGCUCUUGGCUCGCGGUUUCUUGGCAGGGCACGAAGCGAGGACCACAGAGACGUGGCGCCCUCCGCCGUGCUAGAGAAGCCGGAGUGGCAAGAGUGCAGCGGCCUCCACCGCUCCCGUGUGGAGCUCUGGCUCGCGCCAAGCGUGGGGAGCAGGCGUGGGGCUGGCCCGGCUCCCGGGGCGUGGAGCCUGGGACUUGCACCGCCGGCUCCUGGGCGCAGGGCCGCUGUCUCCGACCCGCCCCGGUCCGAAGCGUCCCUCCCCGAUCCCGGGCAGCCCCCGGUCGGCCUGGCGCGCUCUCGCUGCCCGGCAGGGCGGCCCGGGCCAUGGCAGCUGCGGCCCUGGCGAGCGGGGCCCCCUUCGGCCCUGCCCUCGAGCUGCUACCGGGACAGCCCGCGCCGGCCCGGGCGCGCCCGGUGAGUGCGGGGCCGGCGCCACGAAGCUGGCUCGGCUCUGCCCGGGGCUCUAGGCCCACACGAGGGGCGGCGGGGGCAGUGCGGCGACCGGGAAAUCGGGGUGCAGCCCAGAGUGGAGGGGCCGGAGGAACAGGCAGGGAGCAGAAUGGAUUCGACAUCCCCCAGACUUGCGCCGGCAGGGGAAACACGCGUGCAACUGCACAGGCAUGAGCCCAGCGCUGGGGCAGAGGUGUUCACAGAGCGCUGUGCGCCACGACGAAUGUCCAGCAUUUCCAUGUCCCUGGUUUUUACAGAGCUGGUUAUGUUUGAGGUGGGUCUUGAGAUGACUCUGAGUUUGCCGGCGCCGGAGGGAGGAACUGCAUCUCCAGGCACGGGGAGCUGCAGGUGCAAGGACACAGAUUUAGGCAAGGAAAGGAUUUGGGUUCCUAACAGGAAGGUGACAGGACAGGGGGUGAGGGUGGUGGUGCGGGUAAGCGGGGUCUCUGAAUAGGCAAUGCGAUUGUUUGCCGUGCAGAGGAUUUGGACGUUUUGAGGUGCAGGCGUCGGUGAGCCAGCCGAAGUCUUUGCGCCCCGGGGUGCUGGGUGAGUCUGUGUGGGGACUUUGUAAGGCAAGGUCUGAUGUGAAAUGCAGCAGAAUCAGCCUCACCAUGGAGAUUGAGAUCCUGAAUGAGGCGGUAGCUGGGAAUGACAAGCCUUGAUGGCUUUACCUUAGCAGUGUUUGUGUUUCUUAAGGAAGAAGGUAAGAGGGGGUGCAGAAGCUUGGGCUCCCAGAGAUACAGGAAAAGGGGACAUUAACACUGGAAAGUGGGGAAGAAAGAGUAGGGCGGGGCAUUUGAGAGAGAGUGCUGGAGUGGCAGAAUGCAGGGAGUCAAGUCAGAGUUGUCUCUGCCCGUUGGAGGACAGCCUCCAGAGCAGCCCGGGUGUUCUGAGGUGCCCUUAGCUGCCUCUGUGGCUGAUGACAGUGAGGGGGAGGGACGAGAGAAAGAGCCUCACACAGGGGCAGCAGGGGUGGCAGGAGUGAGGAUAGAAGGCAGUGUGGCACAGUAAAGAAGAGCCAGAGAGGCAGACAGCCCUGAAUUCUGUCUCCGUUCUGUAACUUUGGGGGCAGUGAAUCUCUGAGCCUGUGUCGUCUUCUAUAAAAUGUAUCUAAUCCCCGCCUCGUAGGCUGUGAGGCAUUUACAGAGUAAUAGAGGUAAAGUGCCGACGUAGGCGCAAUAGUUGCACUUGUUUUCAAGGGUUGGUGACCUCUGACGGAGAGUCCACUGUGGGGAAAGGAGGGCACCUAGAGCAGCAGGUAGCUGUUCUGGGCAUAAGGAUGAGAAGGGAAAACUUGCAGAGACUCAUGAAAAAGAUGAGAGGAUGAAGAGACGUGAGAAACUGAUGGCUGAUCCCUUAUAUCUUUGAGUCAGUGACCUUCGAGGAUGUGGCUGUCUACUUUUCUGAGAACGAAUGGACCGGCCUGGCCCCCGCUCAGAGGGUCCUGUACAGGGACGUGAUGCUGGAGAAUUAUGGGGCUGUGGCUUCCCUGGCAGCAUUUCCAUUUCCCAAACCGGCUCUGAUUUCCCAGCUGGAGCGAGGGGAAGCACCGUGGUGCAAGGCUCCUCAGGGAGCUCUGGAUGGAGAGGGCCCGAGGGGCAUCUCCUCAGGAUGUCUAUUUCUAAAGCCUGCUGGGAUCUCCCAUCUUGAGCAGGUGGAAGAGCCGUUGAACCCGAAACUGCAAGGAGAGUUUCCAAGCCUAAUCUGUACUGAGGGUGUGUUGGAGAGUGAGAAAGAAGAUUUUAUUCUGAAGGAGGAACGUUUUGAGGAGGCAAAGGAUCACAUGGUGCUAUCAAGUGGACCCCGGUGGCGUGGCUCCCAGGAAUUCUGGCUUGGAAAAACCUGUGAGGAGGAAAAAAGCAGGUUAGGGAGGUGGUCUGACUACUCCAAUGGGAGAAGUGUGGAGAACACUGCAAAUGAUAUUAUAGAAGUGAUUGUCAAAGAUGAGAUGGUCUCAGGAGAAGAUAGUUCAGAGAAUGCUAUUGUUAAUACCCACCUUGUUAUACAUCAGAAAAUUCUCAGUGAGCAGGUAUUCUAUAUAUGUGAAGAAUGUGGCAAGUGUUUUGAUCACAAUGAAGACUUUGACCAACAUCAGCGAAUUCAUAAUGGAGAGAAGGUCUAUGGAUGUAAAGAAUGUGGGAAGACUUUCAGUUUUAGAUCACACUGCAUUGCACAUCAGAGAAUUCACACGGGGGUGAAGCCCUACGUGUGUCAAGAAUGUGCUAAAGCCUUCGUUUGGAAGUCAAACCUGAUUCGGCACCAGAGAAUACAUACUGGAGAGAAACCCUUUGAAUGUAAGGAAUGUGGGAAGGGCUUUAGUCAGAACACAAGCCUUACACAACAUCAGCGAAUCCACACUGGGGAAAAACCAUAUACAUGUAAGGAAUGUGGGAAAAGCUUUACGCGGAACCCUGCCCUACUUCGACAUCAGAGAAUCCACACCGGGGAGAAGCCUUACGAAUGCAAGGACUGUGGGAAAGGCUUCAUGUGGAACUCUGAUCUUGCUCAGCACCAAAGGGUCCACACGGGGGAGAAGCCUCAUGAGUGUACUGACUGUGGGAAAAGCUUCAUCUGCAAGGCGCACCUUAUCCGACAUCAGAGAAUCCAUACUGGGGAAAGACCCUAUAAAUGUAAUGACUGCGGGAAGGCUUUCAGUCAGAAUUCUGUUCUGAUUAAGCACCAGAGGCGCCAUGCUAGAGAGAAACCCUGUAAUUGUCAGUCCUCUCACCUUCUUGAACAUUAGAGAAUGUGUAAUGAUGG